Solanum verrucosum is the source of this 3600-nucleotide messenger RNA. Its product is annotated as putative receptor-like protein kinase At3g47110. Bases 1 to 3573 code for a protein of 1190 amino acids. The record is from RefSeq and is a predicted model, not a curated record. Lineage: Eukaryota; Viridiplantae; Streptophyta; Magnoliopsida; Solanales; Solanaceae. The transcript has 4 exons. Gene Ontology annotation, molecular function: protein binding; ATP binding; protein kinase activity. Gene Ontology annotation, biological process: protein phosphorylation.
AUGAAGAGAAAAAUCAAUUUCCUUUUCCCUCUCUUAGUUUCAAUAUGGCAUCAUUUGCUGAUAUUAUCAGCCACUGCAGAAGUCAAUCUCAAAACUGAUGAAGCUUCUCUACUUGCUUUGAAAUCCUAUGUUACUUUUGAUACUUACGAUAUCUUGACAAGCAACUGGACCUCAACUACUUCUGUUUGCAAUUGGAUUGGAGUCACCUGCGGCUCUCGCCAUCAAAGAGUUAUAACCUUGGAUGUUUCCAAUAUGGGAUUAGUAGGCACCAUCCCUCCUCACUUGGGAAAUCUGUCCUUUUUGGUUUCUCUCGAUAUCAGUAGCAACGGCUUCCAAGGAAUUCUGCCACGAGAGUUGGCUAAUUUGCAUAGAUUGGAGUUUAUAAAUGUCACUUCUAAUAAGUUCACUGGAGAUAUUCCCUCAUGGUUCUCUCUUUUGCCAGAACUCCAGCACUUGCAUCUAGCUUUUAACAGUUUCACAGGUAUUAUUCCACCAGAUAUUUGUAAUGCUUCCAAACUUGAGAGUUUAGUCUUGGGAUUUAAUCAGUUACAAGGGGAAAUUCCAAAUGAAAUUGGUAAUCUUCAGAACUUGACUUGGUUGGGCUUGGGAUCAAAUCAGCUAACAGGUUCUGUACCACUUAGCCUGUACAACAUUUCAUCGUUACAACGUUUGGUUUUGACAAAAAAUAGUUUGUCUGGAAAUCUUCCUGUCGAUAUAUGCUUGAACCUUCCAGAACUUAUGGUGCUUGCACUUUCUGACAAUGAAUUUGAUGGUCAAAUUCCUUUGGGGAUAGAUAAAUGUUCAAAGCUUCAUAUUUUGUCAUUGUCAUUCUACAAGUUCAGUGGAUUGAUACCUAAACAGAUUGGGAACUUGAAUAUGCUGUCUAUUUUAUAUCUUGGUCGCAAUGAUUUAAAAGGUGAAAUUCCAGAAGAGAUUGGAAAUCUUCGUAAUCUAGAGAUAUUGGAUGCACAGAACUGUAGCCUAAGUGGUCCUUUACCAUCUUCUAUAAGUAACUUAACUUCACUUCAAUCACUCAAUCUUUAUGGCAAUAAUCUCUCUGGCACCUUGCCCCAGUAUAUAUGUUUGAACAUGCCUGAUCUCAGAGCAUUCGAUCUUGGGAAUAAUUUAUUCAGUGGAAACAUUCCAAAAGAAUUUGGAAACUGCAGUUCACUUUCUGACCUCUUCCUAAGAGAAAACAACUUAACAGGUGAGUUACCAAGGGAGAUUGGUAAUCUUUUCAAUUUGGGAAGAUUAGAUCUACAUUACAAUUUCUUAACAGGUCCUAUUCCAUCUACAAUAUUCAACAUGUCAAACAUAAGGGGCAUUUCAUUUUUAGGGAACUUCUUUACUGGAAGUCUACCAUCAGAUAUAGGACUUGGUCUUCCUAAUCUUGAAGAACUUUAUCUUGGUUACAAUAACCUUACUGGAGCCAUCCCUAAUUCUCUCUCAAAUGCUUCCAAUAUUUUCCGGCUUGGAAUUGGAUAUAAUGACUUUUCUGGUCAUUUUCCGAGGUCGUUUGGUAAUCUAAGACGUUUAGAGUACCUCAACGUGAACGGCAAUCAUUUCACAAGAGAGCCUUCAUCUCCAGGAUUGACUUUCUUUGAUUCCUUGACAAAUUGCAGACAUUUGAGAAAAUUGUGGAUAGGUUAUAAUCCACUCAAUGGAAAUCUUCCGGUUUCUAUUGGAAAUCUCUCAAGUUCUCUCGACUACAUUUAUGCUGUUAAUAGUGAAAUCAGAGGCUACAUUCCCAAUGAAAUAGGAAAUUUAAGUGGUUUGUCUUUCUUGUUACUUCAAGGCAAUUACUUGAGUGGGUUCAUUCCAAGAACAAUAGGGAAUUUAAAGAAUCUUCAAGCCUUGAAUUUGUAUGACAACAAAAUGAUAAGUGGACCUAUCCCUGAGGAACUCUGCAAUUUAAAGAAAUUAGGAUUCUUGAGCUUGGGAAAUAAUGAGCUUUGCUGUUCUAUACCAGCAUGUUUAGGGAACAUUACAUCUCUUAGAUACAUUUACCUAGGUUCCAACAAAUUGACUUUUAGCAUACCUCCCAGCCUGUGGAACCUCAAUGAUCUCUUGCAUCUUGAUGUAUCCUCAAAUUCCUUGAAAAGCUCUCUACCUCCAGAAAUUGGAAAUCUGAAAGUCGCAACAUUGCUGAAUAUAUCGAAGAAUCAAAUCUCAGGAAGUAUACCGAGCACAAUUGGAGGCAUGCAAAAUAUGGCUGAACUUUCUUUUGCAGAAAAUAGACUAGAAGGGCCAAUUCCAGAGUCAAUGGGGAACAUGAUCACCUUGGAAUCGUUAGACUUGUCUCAUAACAAGCUCUCUGGUGGCAUUCCCAAAUCAUUGGUAGCUCUUUCACAUCUCAACUAUCUUAAUGUAUCUAACAACAGAUUGAGUGGUGAAAUUCCAAUUGGAGGUCCUUUCGUGAACUUCUCUUAUGAUUCAUUCCUUUCAAAUGAGGCAUUAUGUGGUGCUGCUAGGUUGCAGAUACCAGCAUGUAGGUCUAAUUCUCCUAGUAGGAAAAGAAAAAAGAAGGUGCUUCUUAUUGUGUUGAUCUUGUUGGUGGCUUCUUCAGUCAUAAUGCUCUCAGUCAUGCUCACCAUAUUUUUGGUGAUUAGAAGUCGAAAGAGGAAGACAAACAUUGCUACUCAUCAGGCGGAUGCCUCUCCAGCCACGGUACAUGGAAGAGUUUCAUACUAUGACCUUCAACAAGCAACCGACAGAUUCGGUACAAGCAACUUGCUCGGCUCUGGAAGUUAUGGCUCUGUUUAUAAAGCAACAUUUGGGAGUACUAUAGUGGCCGUUAAGGUAUUCAACUUGCAAACAGAAGGCGCAUUCAAGAGUUUUGACACAGAAUGUGAAGUCUUACGCAACCUUCGUCAUAGAAAUCUGACCAAAGUCAUCAAUAGUUGCUCCAGCAUUGAUUUCAAAGCCUUGGUAUUAGAGUACAUGCCUAAGGGAAGCCUGGAUGAUUGGCUUCAUUCUGAAACUUGUUCCUUAGAUAUAAUGAAGAGAGUAGACAUAAUGAUUGAUGUGGGAUCAGCAUUAGACUAUCUUCAUCAAGGCUAUUUUGUGCCCGUAGUUCACUGUGAUCUAAAGCCUAGCAAUGUCUUGCUCGACGAAGAUAUGGUUGCACAUGUGAGUGACUUUGGCCUGGCAAAGCUAUUAAGGGUAGGAGAAAGUAUUGUACAAACCAAAACACUUGCAACCAUUGGAUACAUUGCACCAGAGUUUGGAUUGGAAGGACUCGUAUCUACAAGGUGCGACAUUUACAGCUACGGUGUCAUGUUGAUGGAAACCUUUACGAGAAAGAAACCAACGGAUGGAAUGUUUGCUGAAAAUUUAAGCCUGAGGGAGUGGAUAAGACAAUCAUGGCCACGCGGAAUGGACGAGAUAAUAGACCCCGAGCUUAUGAUACCAGGGGAGAAGAACAAAACAGGAAAGGUGCAGUGCUUAUCAUCCAUCAUGGAAUUAGCUCUGAGGUGCACUGCAGACUUGCCAGAGGAAAGAAUGAAUAUCAAACAUGUUCUUGCUCAACUGAAGAACAUCAGAACUAUGUUGGAAAAUGUAAUAAAUCACUAAAGGAUUGAGAAAGAUGGUUGUAUAUUU